AUGUUGAAUCCUAUCACUAAAGAACGGGAAUUCAAUGGGGUUUUUGGUGCUUUAGCCAUUAGUUUAGGACUUCCAGCUCUUAUCACAGUCUUCGGAUUAAUUUUCAAUUCUGAAGGUUUCAAUCCUAACUUUAAAUUGGAUCUUUCAUUUAAUGAUUUCUUUAAUUAUGAUGCAUGGAAAUUCUAUUGUAGUUGGUUUUUCGGUUUAUUAGCUAUAGAUCAAGUAAUUCCAGGGAAAUAUUUAAAAGGUGUUACAUUAAGAGAUGGUACUCAAUUAACUUAUAAGAUCAAUGGGAUGAAUUUAUUGAUGUUUUUACUUGUAAUUGAAGGAUCAAGAUUAUUCUAUUUACCUGAAUUACCUGAAUUGAAGUUCAUUUAUGAUCACCAAUUACAAUUGACUUUAGUAAGUAUCAUAUUUUCAUUUGUAUUGGCAGUGUUUGUAUACGUAAUGUCAUUUUUCCCUAAUUUAAAGAAAAAUGGUGUUAAUACCAAUGAAAAGAUUUUAGCUUUAGGUGGUAAUACCGGUAAUUUCAUUUAUGAUUGGUUCAUGGGAAGAGAAUUAAAUCCCAGAAUUGGUCCUGUGGACAUUAAAUUAUUUUGUGAAUUAAAACCUGGUCUUCUUUUAUGGCUUUUCAUUAAUUUAUCCUGCUUAUAUAAUCAAUACUUAAAUGGGAAAGUUACUGAUUCCAUGAUAUUGAUCAAUAUUCUUCAAGGUUGGUAUAUUUUUGAUGGAGUUAUGAAUGAAGAAGGUUUAAUCACCAUGAUUGAUGUAACCACUGAUGGAUUUGGGUUUAUGUUAAGUUUUGGGGAUUUAGCUUUAGUUCCUUGGUCUUAUUCUUUACAAGCAAGAUUUUUAAGUGCUCAACCUGUAGUUUUGGGUAAAAUCAGAUGUGUGGGGAUCUUAGCCGUAUCAUGUCUUGGUUAUUAUAUUUUCCAUUCAUCCAAUCUUCAAAAAUCCAACUUUAAGAGUGGUAAAUUGAACCAUAUGAAAUCUUUAAAGACUAAAACUGGUUCUAACCUUUUAAUUGAUGGAUGGUGGAAAUUAUCUCAACAUAUCAAUUAUUUCGGUGAUUGGUUGAUUGGUUUAUCAUGGUGUUUAACCACUGGGUUCAAUACUAUCUUGACCUAUUUCUAUAUAUUUUACUUUGCUGGGUUAUUAAUCCACAGACAAAUGAGAGAUGAUGAAAAAUGUAGUGAAAAGUAUGGUGAGAGUUGGGUUGAAUAUAAAAGGCAAGUUCCUCAUAAGAUUAUUCCUUAUGUUUAUUAG
Yamadazyma jaroonii is the source of this 1266-nucleotide messenger RNA. NCBI's taxonomy places the organism in Eukaryota, Fungi, Ascomycota, Pichiomycetes, Serinales, Debaryomycetaceae. The record is from the annotation of a GenBank genome assembly.